Molecule: messenger RNA, 1585 nt
Organism: Linum trigynum
Lineage: Eukaryota; Viridiplantae; Streptophyta; Magnoliopsida; Malpighiales; Linaceae
Source: the annotation of a GenBank genome assembly
UAUCAUGCUCGAACAAAACUAAUAUCGACACAAACAGAAAGCCAUUCCACAAAACCCAAAAAUAAAAUCAACAAAAGAACGAAUCAUGCAACCCUAACUCAAAUCUGUCCAAACGAAACCUAAUAUCCACGAAACUAUGCUUGAAAACUUACUUGAUCAAGAACCCGAGUUCCCUGCAAACCGCCGUCGCCGAGAUCGCUGCUUCGUCGCCGCCGACAAGAUCGCUGCCGCCGAGAUUGCCGCCGCCGAGUUUGCUGCAAAGUCGUCGCCGUCGAGAUCUCCGAGUUCGCUGCAAGGUUGCCGCCGUCGAGAUCUCCGACUUCGCUGCUUCACCGCCGCCGCCGAGAUCUCCGACUCCGCAGCAAGGUCGCCGUCGCCGAGAUCUCCGCCUUCGCUGCAAGGUCGCCGCCGCCGCCUAGAUCGUCGUCGCCGCCGAGUUCGCUACACCGCGCGGCGCUUCGUCUGCGUUCGGGAGAAGAAGAAAGGGAGAGGAAAGGGAGAGAGAAAGGGGGGGGAGAGAGAGAGAGGGGGAAAGUGAUUUGGGGAAGAACGUGAAAAGGGGUAGGGUUUAGGGUAUUUUUUGGGUUUUUGAAUUAGUGGGCCCGGCGGGCCCCGCAAGCCGGAGUGGGUUUGGCGCGUUUUCUCCUCCACCGAUGGAUGGCGGCUUGGCGACGUGGCCAUCUAUCCUACCCUGUCAGUAUCUCCUAACAAAAUGGCAUGUUAGGAGCAUAACUAGAUUGAUCUUCGCCUUGCUUAAACAGUCAGCGGACAGAAACCUUUUAGAAUUAAUAAUUCAUUUUUUUUUUCAUAGAGAGGAGAAGGAGAAGGAGAAGAGUUGGGUUAAUUCCUGGGGGGGUCCAAGGGCUCAGACUUGUUAAGGUCGGGUUCACCCACGGCGAUUGCGGCGAAGGCGUCGUCCUUGACCUUCUCGGUGAGGUAGUGGGUGAUGAUCUCUUCGUCGGUGGGGUGGAAGCGAAAUCCUUGUGGCAAAUCCAGCAUUUCCUCCUUGUUCACCAUGGUUGCCUCUUCCAUGUGUGUCGUGUCUAUAUAUAGGAAUUCAAAGUACUUGCUCUAUUUGGUGCUGCUUCUACUUGUGCUUCACUUUUCAAUUGAGUGCUUGAUCGAUUCUCAGAUGUGGAGAGGAAGAAAAACGGGAGUGAGGAAGGCGGAGCGGGAUGGAGAAGGGUAGGGAUUUAAUCUUGGUGGGUCGGUAUAGUUUGGUUAGAGGGUUGGGUCGGUUUAGAUGAGCUGGCGGGUUUCAAUGACGUGGCGGGUCGAGCCAGACUAUUUUCGGGUUAAAUAGUGCUGAUUAGACGAUUCCGCCCACCACUUCAUCACUUAACGGACUUCGUUAACAAAGAUGGACGGCAGCUAACGGAGAGUGACCAAACGUAAACGGUUUUUGUAAAGUGAAGUAUCACCAAUGGAUUUAAAUAUUUCGAGUGACCAAAGUUAAACGUUUUUUGGUUUUUUGUAAUUUCAGUGACCAAUCAUGCAAUUAACCCCCAAAAAUAUUGGGAUUGCUAUUCGUCGCCCUAAAAUUCCUUAUUCGUCGCCCUAAUUAAAUUAAAUUAAAUUAAAUUUA